Dendrobium catenatum is the source of this 539-nucleotide messenger RNA. RefSeq lists its product as uncharacterized. Gene Ontology annotation, cellular component: membrane; photosystem II. NCBI's taxonomy places the organism in Eukaryota, Viridiplantae, Streptophyta, Magnoliopsida, Asparagales, Orchidaceae. Gene Ontology annotation, biological process: photosynthesis. The record is from RefSeq and is a predicted model, not a curated record. The transcript has a single exon. Bases 53 to 427 code for a protein of 124 amino acids.
CUUCUCUUCUUCACAGCACUGCUGCUUAGCUUCAUCUGAUCGAACUUCUCUAAUGGCUUCUGCAACAGCAUCAAUAACUAUCUCAAAAGUCCUGUCUCCUUCGGCUUUCAUCCAACACAAGCAACAGAGCAACCCACUGAAGCUACCUGUAAGAGCAGCCAACUCCCAGAAAGCCAAGCCAAACGGUCUCCAGCUUACUGUGAAGGCAUCUUCAUCUUCAGCAAAGGAGAAAGCCAUUACUGGACUGACAGCAGCUGCUCUGGUUGCAGUAAUGGUGGUUCCUGAAAUAGCAGAAGCAGCUCAGCCGGGGCUUUCACCUUCUCUGAAGAAUUUUCUGCUCAGUAUUGUUUCUGGUGGUGUUGUUCUUGGUGUUAUUGUUGGAGCAGUUAUUGGUGUUUCUAAUUUUGAUCCAGUUAAGAGGACUUGAUGAGAAAAUGUAUUUGAUUUCCUCUUCUUUUAUGUCUGCUGCUCUUAUAUUUAUGCAGUAAUUGUGAAAUUCUGUGAUCUUUUGAUAAUAUAUGAAUCUGUUUUUUUCUUUU